UGUUAGUUUGUUAAAGGUUCUUGAGGCGUUCGGUAAUGCAACACUUGAAAUAAGUGGCAAAAACAAGAGGCAUCAACAUGGUGAAGAAUCGUCGUUUUGAGGAAGAAAGUUCCGGAUUUGGUGUACGUCAUGUGCAAAUUUUACUGCUCUUCUGCGCCCUCGCUGUGGGUUUUGGAAUGAGGGUCAAUCUAUCUGUGGCAAUAGUAGCAAUGGCUGAGUUUCCUGAAUACAACUGGUCGGAGAAGAUAAAAUCGCUGGUGUUGAGCAGCUUCUUCUGGGGCUAUGUAUUGACUCAGUUACCUGCAGGUCCUUUGGCUCGUCGCUUUGGUGGUAAGGUCACAAUUCUGACGGGUCUGUCCGUCUGCUCGGUGUUGACGGUGCUAACACCACUCUGUGCCAAACUGGGAGGUUGGAAGCUGCUCUGUGCUGUGCGCUUGCUGGAAGGCGUGUGCCAAGGAUUCCUUUUCCCUUCCUGUCAUACUGUGAUCUCCGCUUGGGCGCCGCCUAAAGAAAGAGCAUCGAUGGGUAACUUUACAUAUGCCGGAAAUCAGUUUGGCACCAUCAUAAUGUUGGCCACAAGUGGACUUCUUGCCGCUUUCGGUGGCUGGCCAUGCAUCUAUUAUGCAUCCGGCGGAAUUGGUUGCGUUUGGGCCGUGGUCUAUUAUUUAUACGGAGCCAGUUCUCCGGCCGAGUCCAAGAGCAUAUCCGCGGAAGAGAGAGCACUUAUAGAGAUGGGACAGGCCGGCGAGAGAACUGUAGCAAGGGAGGAGGGGGAGGAGGCCCAUCAGCAGAUUACACCUUGGCUCAGUAUCAUUCGCUCUCCUGCCGUUCUGGCCCUUGUGAUAGUGCAGUCAUCUUAUGCUUAUGGCUUCUAUACCUUGCUCACUCAGAUACCCAGCUACAUGAAGAAUGUUCUGGGCAAGGAUAUCAAGUCAAAUGCGCUGCUCUCCUCGCUUCCCUACACCGCAAUGCUUCUGCUGAGCCUGGCCUUCGCCUGGAUCUCAAAGAUUUUGCAGAAGAAGGAUUCACUCUCGCUCUCAUUCAAUCGCAAGUUAUUUAAUUCCAUUGGCUUUAUCGGUCCCAUGAUUCUGUUGAUUGCUCUGGGCUAUGUGUCGAAAGAUCAGGACACCCUCGCCGUAGUCCUGCUCAUCCUAACCGUGGGCAUUAGCUCCGCCGCUCACGUGGGCUUCCUCAUCAAUCACAUUGACCUAUCUCCCAAUUUUGCGGGCAUUAUCAUGGGAAUCUGCAAUUGCAUCGCCAACUUUAUGAGUCUCGCCGCACCUCUUGUUGUGGGAGUCAUUGUCACCAAUAACAAAGAUGCAUUUCAGUGGCGCCUUGUUUUCUUUGUCGCCGCUGCCAUCUAUUUUAUUGGCAGCAGUGUUUUCUUAAUCUUCGGUCGUACCCAUGUGCAAGAUUGGAAUGAUCCACCAGCAAGGAUUUCAAGGAACCCCACGCCCCAAUUAGAGUCCCAAAAACAGUGACAGCUUAAGCCAAUUUCUCAGUUGAAUAAAUCAUCCAAACAUUAGUUAAA
Messenger RNA from Drosophila innubila, 1531 nucleotides. RefSeq names its product putative inorganic phosphate cotransporter. The transcript has 4 exons. The coding region runs from base 78 to 1481 and encodes 467 amino acids. Gene Ontology annotation, biological process: transmembrane transport; monoatomic anion transport. The record is from RefSeq and is a predicted model, not a curated record. NCBI's taxonomy places the organism in Eukaryota, Metazoa, Arthropoda, Insecta, Diptera, Drosophilidae. Gene Ontology annotation, cellular component: plasma membrane. Gene Ontology annotation, molecular function: transmembrane transporter activity.